This is a messenger RNA of Ipomoea nil (Japanese morning glory), 1233 nucleotides long. RefSeq lists its product as uncharacterized. The record is from RefSeq and is a predicted model, not a curated record. Bases 1 to 1233 code for a protein of 410 amino acids. The transcript is spliced from 3 exons. Lineage: Eukaryota; Viridiplantae; Streptophyta; Magnoliopsida; Solanales; Convolvulaceae.
AUGCAAGUUGAAAAUCAAGCUCUCCAAGCCAACAAUAACACUUGGGUACUCACUGAGCUGCCACCUGGGAAAAGUCCUAUAGGUUGCAAGUGGGUCUACAAAGCUAAACUGAAAGCAGAUGGAUCUCUAAAAAGAUACAAGGCAAGGUUGGUUGCCAAAGGAUAUACACAACAGUUGGGAGUUGAUUACAUUGAGACAUUUUCCCCCGUAGCUAGGAUGACAACAAUCAUGACCUUCCUAGCAGUUGCUAUGAUCAAAGGAUGCUUUCAAAAUAACAAACCAAACCAGGUUUGCAAGCUGAUCAGAUCAUUAUAUGGCCUCAAACAGGCAAGUAGGCAAUGGAAUGCCAAAUUAACUUCAGCUUUACAAACCAUUGGGUUUGUGCAGUCUAGAUCUGAUCCAUCCCUUUUUACUAGAACUGGCAGCAGCUUUAUGGCCUUUCUCAUCUAUGUUGAUGAUAUCUUGGUAGCCAGCAAUGACGUGACAUCAAUACUAGAUUUGAUGAAGUUCCUAGACAGCACAUUCAAAAUAAAAGACCUAGGGUCUUUGGGAUACUUUCUAGGAAUAGAAGUCCUCCGGAAUGAUGACAUAUUAAAUCUUUGUCAAAAGAAGUACACCUUGGAUAUCUUUGAGGAGAAUGGAUUUCUUGAAUGUAAGCCAGUCAGCACUCCAAUGGUUCCAGAUCAGCACUUAAUACAUAAUGAUGCGGUUCUUGUGAAAGAUGCUAGCUUUUAUAGGAGGUUGGUUGGGAGGCUACUUUUAUUGCCAGCUACAAGACCUGACAUAGGGUUUGCUGUGAAACAAUUGAGUCAGUUUAUUGAUACUCCUACAGAGAAGCAUAUGGCAACAGCACACAGAGUUCUGCGAUACCUCAAAGCAGCUCCUGGAAAGGGAUCUCAUACUCCUCACAAUCAUCUCUACAUCUACAGAAAAUCUAUUACAGGAUAUUGUGUUUUCUUGGGGGAGUCACUCAUAUCCUGGAAAUCCAAAAAGCAACCCACAGUGUCUAGGUCUUCAUCAGAAGCUGAAUAUAGGGCCUUGGCUGCCACAGUCUGUGAAAUCCAAUCGCUGAAAUACCUUUUACAGGACUUACAAAUCAAGCUAUGCAAACCAACCACUUUAUACUGUGAUAACAAGUCAACAGUGGGAAUUGCGGAAAAUCAUGUUUUUCAUGAGAGGACCAAGCAUAUAGAGAUAGACUUCCACGUUGUACGAGAAAUGGUAAACAAAUGA